Xyrauchen texanus (razorback sucker) is the source of this 1330-nucleotide messenger RNA. Its product is annotated as oligoribonuclease, mitochondrial-like. The record is from RefSeq and is a predicted model, not a curated record. Lineage: Eukaryota; Metazoa; Chordata; Actinopteri; Cypriniformes; Catostomidae. Gene Ontology annotation, cellular component: mitochondrion. Gene Ontology annotation, molecular function: 3'-5'-RNA exonuclease activity; nucleic acid binding. The coding region runs from base 14 to 796 and encodes 260 amino acids. The transcript is spliced from 7 exons.
CACGCGGAUACUCAUGUGGCGCGCGGCGUGUGUUUCUGGAUUCAGAGUUCUGAUUCAAGUCAGCGUGUCAUCGCAGUUGGUCAAACUACACCCACUCGUGUCUGUUGCCCACAUCUCGUCUGUCUUUAGUCCAUUUGCCUCUGUGCUCGUCAGGGGUUUGAUGUCUAAACAAUCAGAAAGCAGGAAGAUGUCAGAGCUAAUGGCGCAGCGGAUGGUCUGGGUGGAUUUGGAGAUGACAGGGCUGGACAUCGAGAAGGAUGAGAUUAUUGAGAUGGCCUGCAUCAUCACAGAUUCUGAUCUGAACAUCAUUGCAGAGGGGCCAAAUCUGAUAAUCAAUCAACCAGACAAGCUGCUUGACAGCAUGUCAGACUGGUGCAAAGAGCAUCAUGGGGAGUCAGGGUUGACUCAGGCUGUGCGAGACAGUACCAUCACCCUCCAGAAGGCAGAGUACGAGUUCCUGUCCUUCAUAAGACAGCAUACGCCACCAGGACAGUGUCCUCUCGCAGGAAACUCCGUUCACGCUGAUAAGAAGUUUCUGGAUAAGUACAUGCCGCAGUUCAUGCGCCACCUGCAUUAUCGCAUCAUAGACGUGAGCACCAUUAAAGAGCUGUGCAGACGAUGGUUUCCAGUGGAGUACAAGCUCGCACCACAGAAAAAAGCAUCACACAGAGCUCUGGGAGACAUCCAGGAGAGCAUAAAAGAGCUGAAGUUUUACAGAGCGAAUGUUUUCAAACCUCACGUAGAGGAGAAGAAACGAAAAAUAGUUGAAAACGGUGAUACAAAGAUUGUGAACUAAUUUAGAGAAGCUGAUCUGGAGUCAUUUUAGGAUCAGAUGUGGAAUUCUCAUGUCUGGAUGAAACCUGAGUGAUUACUUAAGAGCAAAGUUCCAUGUUAAUGUCCACACUGUUAAUUUCCUGUUUUAUUUGUCAUCUCUGCAUAUAGCGUAUAAAAUUACUUUUAUAAUUUAAAUUCCACUGUAGGAAUCUAAUUAGUUACUUGUGUAAUGAAACAAGUGUUUGAAAUGGGUUCUUCUAUCUGAGAGUGUUAUCUCACAGCUUAUUUUUAUUUUUAAUAAAAAUAUUUGUUGGCAUUUUGAAGGAUAUUCAGUGUGACUAUGCUGAAAUGUACUUUAGUGUUGUUAUUGUACAGUAUAUUCAUUCUAACUGAAGUUCCUGCAAUAACCUGAAUCAGCCAGGAGAUGGUGGUAUAGAGUAAGGUAAAAUCAGGAGCCUGUUUAAAUAUUUAAAUUGAUUAAAUAUUGAUCUACUGAAUGUAAUUAAAAUAUAUAAAUAUAUUAAAACAUUUAAAUGGGUAACCAGUGGAACUGUUU